Molecule: messenger RNA, 2043 nt
Organism: Python bivittatus (Burmese python)
Lineage: Eukaryota; Metazoa; Chordata; Lepidosauria; Squamata; Pythonidae
Source: RefSeq, a predicted model, not a curated record
CCUUUCGGGGAGGUUUUCAAAGCAAAGCAUCGCCAGACGGGCAAAAAAGUGGCGCUGAAGAAAGUGUUGAUGGAGAAUGAAAAAGAAGGGUUUCCAAUCACAGCUUUACGGGAGAUUAAAAUCCUGCAGUUGCUCAAGCAUGAAAAUGUGGUCAAUCUCAUUGAAAUUUGCCGGACUAAAGCCUCUCCCUACAAUCGCUGCAAGGGCAGCAUUUAUCUGGUCUUUGAUUUCUGUGAACAUGACCUGGCAGGCCUGCUCAGCAACGCCCACGUCAAGUUCACCCUCUCGGAGAUCAAGAAAGUAAUGCAGAUGCUCUUGAACGGCCUCUAUUACAUUCACCGGAAUAAGAUCCUGCACAGAGAUAUGAAAGCCGCCAACGUGCUCAUCACACGGGACGGCGUCUUGAAGUUGGCCGAUUUUGGCUUGGCCCGAGCUUUUAGCCUGGCCAAAAACAGCCAGCCGAACCGCUACACGAACCGGGUGGUCACUCUGUGGUACCGUCCUCCAGAGCUGCUUCUGGGAGAACGAGAUUAUGGGCCACCCAUCGAUCUUUGGGGCGCGGGCUGCAUCAUGGCGGAGAUGUGGACUCGGAGCCCCAUCAUGCAGGGGAACACAGAGCAGCACCAGCUCACCCUGAUCAGCCAGCUCUGUGGGUCCAUCACCCCGGAGGUCUGGCCCAACGUGGAUAAAUAUGAGCUCUAUCAGAAGUUGGAACUCCCCAAAGGGCAGAAGCGCAAAGUGAAAGAGAGGCUGAAGGCCUACGUCAAAGAUCCGUACGCCUUGGAUCUCAUCGACAAGCUGCUGGUUCUGGAUCCAGCCCAGAGGAUAGACAGCGACGACGCCCUGAACCACGACUUCUUCUGGUCGGACCCCAUGCCUUCCGAUCUCAAGAACAUGCUCUCCACCCAUAACCAGUCCAUGUUCGAGUACUUGGCUCCGCCCAGGAGGAGGGGCGGGCACAUGCCCCAGCAGCCGGCCAAUCAGGGCAGGAACCCAGCUGCGACCAAUCAGACCGAGUUCGACAGGGUCUUCUGAACGACGCGGGUCAAGGAGAUGGAUAUUUUAAUGUACGGCGGUUUCUUAGAUUUCUUCUUUUUUUUUGUCAUGGAACAAUGGAAUAGUUGAAUUCGGAUGAUUUUCGGGUCUCCUGAGGAGGAAAGCGGGGGCCCGGUUUGGCUGACGCCAGGCAAGCCAAUACGCAGACUGUCUGAGGACCUCCGUGGAACUUGUGGCGGUUGCCCAGAGCGCAUCGUUGGCCUUUCUGAAAGGCGUUCUGGCUUCCUGAAAUGCUUUGUUCAGCUCCUGCUCUUGGAGAGCUUUCUGGACGCAGCGUGGCUGGCAGCAGCCGGUGGCUGUAAGUUGAACCCUUUGCUGCAGGGAGACAAGGUGUGGCGGAGCAAGGGAGGGGUAAGCGGUCUGCACGUGGGCAAGAACCCCGAUUCUGGGUCCCCGGUCUUCUGGCCACGUCCUCCCUCUGCCACAGAUUUGGAUGGGCAGACGGGUGACCCCCGAUGUGCUCCCAGCGUUUGUCUUCCUUGGACUGUUGCUGCAUGGGGACCGCCUCUUCUUCUACCCCACCAUUUUAUUUUGCAACUUUUUUUAAAAAAUCCUGCUUCCCAGGGUAGUAAAAUCUGACAUUCCGAGGUGUUUUUCCUACCCUUUUAGCUUAGCUCUGGCUGAGUACAUUGCAGGAGUUAAGUAAUUAAAAAAGAAGACGAGCAGCACUGAAAGAUUUGCUUGCUUCUCUCCUUCCCCGUUUCGAGUUCCUGACUCUGGGCGGGAGAACUCUCCAGACUGAAUCUCAUCAUGUUUGCUUGUUUUCUUUGCAUCGUGCUGUGACGGAUCUUCCCAAAAGUCAUUAAAUUUAAUGAACACAUUCAUGACCUGCUUUGGUGGACUGCAGCCGCGUUCUUAAAUGCACGAAGCGCUGAGUUGGUGCAUACGGAUCAUUUAAAGUGAAUUAGCAUGGGAGGGAGGAGAAGUAAUGAACGAAGCUGCAGGAAAUGCAAAAAAAAAAGAUAAAUUAAAGUUGUGGAAAACGGU